GGCGUACAAUGUAAGAACUGCGGCUUACUGGGUCAGACCAUAGGUCGGCCUUGCCCAGUGUCUGACAGAGUGGAUGCUGAGUACGUGUGCACUUUCGCUGUGUGGCAGGUGAGGGCCCAGGGGUCUGUGUGCUAUCAGCACCACCUGCAGGGAGGCCAGGCAGCACAGCCCACGUUGUGGUGGGAGAUCUCAUAGGAUGUGGCCUGCGUGGUGUGUGUGGCCCUGGCAGAUGCCCACAGGCACAUCCUGUGGCUCCAGCCACCUUGAAGUUAGACAGCCCUGGUUUACAUUACUUAAAAAAGGCGUGUAUAUGUUCAGGCAGGCCUGCUAAACAUCUGUAUUGAAAGACUUAAUGGGGGCUCUACUCCAAAUAUGUAUGUAGGAUGCAGACACACAACAAUUGCACCAUUCCAAAGUGUCACUGAUUGGGAACCUGUUGGCAGUUGUGUGGUAAAUACUGUGGCUCUGACACCAGGGAAUGGGAGUGAGCACCCUGCCUAGCAUGCCUUGCAGUUGGGGGUGUAGUAGGGGAGUGCUUGCACCCAGACUUCCUUUGUCUUAAAGGAUGGAUGACCUGGGCCUGGGUCUUUUCCCCCCAGUUCUCUGCUGUUCAUUCUCUCCUAAACAUUAGUUCAGUAAAUGUCAGUAGCCUGUAAUUGAUCAAAGUCUGUAGCUUGCUUGCCUGAUCUGAGGGGUGCUUUGUCCUGAGUUCUUGGAUUCCCAGGGCCUGAGGAGGCAUGAUGAGAGGCUUCCACGGAGUAGGAAGUGAGGGCACAGCUAGUUGUUGGGAAGACUGCUUUUAUUGAACAAGCAGUGCAAGGGAGCAGCUGCAGCAGGGGGAUUACCUGGAGGAUUUACCAGACUUGUGUCAUAGGAUGUGUGGUGUCCAAAUGUUACACCGGUUCACAGUGAGCCCGUUCAAAAUAGUACUUGAUUUUCCAUUCCAGGUAGUUUUCAACUGUUUUAACAGACUUGUUUGUCCAUUCACUUCAGGUUUAAACCACAUCUAAAACAAGUUUGAGUAUUAUGUCUGUCGGUGCCCAUAGGUGCUUGAAGACCUUCACAAUAAAAAGGGUCCAUGAUUUCAGUUGGGUCUGUUCUCUGUCUGGCACUUUUUUUAACCAGUUAUUGUAUAUGAAUAUUUGCAAAUAGCUUCUGAAUAAAACUUAAAAAAAAUAAGCUUGCAGAUAUGAUAUGUAAGGGAAAAAUGGGUCUGAAUGAUCUCAGUUGUGUACUAACUGGAAGGUUCUCAUUGUCAUACCUGUGUCAAGUUUUCAGGAAUGAGGUCAGGUUGAUUUGUCAUCCACCAGGACUCUUUAAAAACAUCCUUCUCAAAACAAAAGAGUCAAGAAAAGAAAAACAAAACAACUUGCCAGUAUGUCCACUUUAACUAAGCCCUACUUUGGUCUCUCUUUCUCAACAAACAAAUGACUUUGGAUGCCAUCUGUGUAACAGUUGGUAUACUAGUCACUAGGAAGAAUAAAGUACGUUUGGUAAAAUGAUCACUUGGACCUGUUGACAUGAAAUGGCCAAUGAAGGUUCUGUAGUUAAGCAUGAGGUGCCAGGAUCUCUCUCUGCUCAGAGUUUGUUUGCUGGUAAUUGCUCUUUGCUCAGUUUGUUUGUUUGUUUUAAAAGGUUGCACUUGGGAGUGAUCUACAGUUGCUUGAAGGAGGACAGAAAAAGAAAUCUUUGGAGCAGGAGCUUGAAGUAGCCAGAGCUUUAAUCAGGGGAAAUCCCAGAGCCACUCCUGCCCCACUCCAUCUGGGGAAUGGGCAGGAACUGCUGGGACAGCGGCAGUGACAAGGCAUUCUCUCCUUCCUGUGCUCAGAGGUGUAAGCAGAGAGGGGAAGGAACAUGUUACAGUUCUUACUAUGCGGCUGGAUGUUGCUGAAUAGGAUUUCCUUGGGCUUCCCAAUCAGUCUUUCUGUUGUUCAGAAUGGCAAAGAACCCUAAAUUUCAGGAAGUUACUCAUCUAUCUACAGGCUACAUCCACUGUAAAUCUCCACACAGCUUUACUGGCUACCAUUACCAUCAACCCUCCAAGAUGAGUAACAGUCACCCGCUCCGUCCCUAUACUGCCGUGGGUGAAAUUGACCAUGUUCACAUUUUGUCAGAGAAUGUCGGUGCUCUAAUGAAUGGGGAGGAGUACAGUGAUGUUACUUUUAUUGUAGAAAAGAAACGUUUUCCUGCACAUAGAGUAAUCCUGGCUGCUAGGUGCAAUUAUUUCAGAGCAUUAUUAUAUGGUGGAAUGAGAGAAUCUCAGCCAGAAGCAGAAAUCCCUCUUCAAGAUACUACUGCAGAAGCAUUUACAAUGUUGCUGAAAUAUAUCUAUACAGGCCGUGCCACACUAAGAGAUGAGAAAGAAGAGGUGCUCCUGGACUUCCUGAGCUUGGCUCAUAAAUAUGGGUUCCCAGAGCUGGAGGAUUCCACAUCUGAAUAUCUUUGCACCAUACUUAACAUUCAGAAUGUUUGCAUGACAUUUGAUGUUGCCAGUCUCUAUUCACUUCCCAAAUUGACUUGUAUGUGUUGUAUGUUUAUGGAUAGAAAUGCUCAAGAGGUACUCUCUAGUGAAGGGUUUCUGUCUCUUUCUAAGGCUGCUCUUCUAAGUAUUGUACAAAGAGAUUCAUUUGCAGCUCCUGAGAAAGAUAUUUUCCAGGCCUUGAUGAACUGGUGUAAACAUAACCCCAAGGAAGAUCAUUCUGAAAUCAUGCAGGCAGUACGCUUGCCAUUGAUGAGUCUGACGGAACUAUUGAAUGUUGUAAGACCUUCUGGAUUACUGUCACCUGAUGCUAUCCUGGAUGCCAUUAAAAUUCGUUCUGAAAGUCGAGACAUGGACCUUAACUACAGGGGCAUGUUAAUACCAGGUGAAAACAUUGCCACUAUGAAAUAUGGAGCACAAGUUGUGAAAGGGGAGCUGAAAUCUGCUUUGUUAGAUGGAGACACACAGAACUACGACUUGGAUCAUGGUUUUUCUCGACACCCAAUUGAUGAUGACUGCCGUUCUGGCAUUGAAAUUAAAUUGGGUCAGCCCUCAAUAAUCAACCACAUACGAAUACUGCUGUGGGACAGAGAUAGCCGGUCAUAUUCCUACUACAUUGAGGUAUCCAUGGAUGAACUAGACUGGAUCCGUGUGAUUGAUCACUCAAAAUAUCUUUGUCGAUCUUGGCAGAAGCUGUACUUUCCAGCCCGUGUCUGCAGGGUUGAGUCUGAGGCAAUGGCCGGUAAUAAAGCCUCUGAAGCUUGUGGAAAUCUGAAUGGCAAUCAGUUGAGAUAUAUUCGAAUAGUUGGGACCCACAACACAGUGAACAAAGUUUUCCAUAUUGUGGCAUUCGAAUGUAUGUUUACCAACAAAACCUUCACACUUGAGAAGGGUCUGAUAGUUCCAGCUGAGAAUGUUGCAACAAUUGCAGAAUGCGCCAGUGUGAUUGAGGGUGUAAGUCGAAGUCGUAAUGCGUUGCUGAAUGGAGAUACAAAAAAUUAUGACUGGGAUUCUGGGUACACAUGCCAUCAGCUAGGCAGCGGUGCUAUUGUGGUACAGCUAGCACAGCCCUACAUGAUUGGAUCAAUACGGUUACUACUGUGGGACUGUGAUGAUCGGAGCUACAGCUAUUACAUUGAGGUUUCCACUAAUCAGCAGCAAUGGACUAUGGUGGCUGAUCGAACAAAAGUGUCCUGCAAAUCUUGGCAAACAAUAACUUUUGACAGACAACCUGCAUCCUUCAUCAGAAUAGUUGGAACUCACAACACAGCUAAUGAGGUGUUUCACUGUGUGCAUUUUGAGUGUCCAGCACAGAGCAAUACUCACAAGGAAGAGAGUAGCGAGGAAGUGGCAGCAACAGAACUGGGGACUGUUGGACAGCAGCUUGUUUCUCACCCAGCUCGACCGUCAAGCACGAGUUCCCUGCACUCCCUCCCUGGAUCCACCUCACGUUCGCAGGUUCACCAGCCAUAAAGGAAAUUGAAAUGGAGCUUUUGCAGCCCCAAUGAUGCAAUAUGAAAUUAUUCACAACCUUCUUAGGCGGGCACCUUUUCCCUUGUUCUCAGUGAACAAAGGGAACCAUGUCCAGCAGCUGGAAAUGCUGAAAUGGAAAAGGCUUCCCAAGGACACAAAGGGGCUGCUUCAUACUCCUCAGUUUGCUCAAAUCAAGCUGGUCAUAGGGGAGGGGGCGGGGGAAGAAAAUAGGUCUUCAAUCUUCAUCAAGUCUCCCAUUAACACCCUACCUCUCUAAUCUAACCAAGGCAAGGAGAAUGGAAGGCAAUAAAAGGCAGAGCCACGUUGGAAUACAAAAAUGGUUUAUGAACAGUAGAAUGGAAGGGAUAUGAAAUAAGUAUUUGUUACCUGAAGGCACCCAUCAGUAAAGAGAAUGUUUAUCUUUAUGGAACACAGCGCUAUAAACCAUAGAUUGUUUUUAUUUUUUUAAGUUGUUCUCAAUCUGUAUUCCUUUGUAAAUGGUAAGCUAUUUUCAAAAUCAUUUUGACUCUAUGUCAUACUUGUGUUUUGGUUGUAGCAAAUGAAGUAAAAUAGAUUAGGGAAGUGGCAAGCAUGGCUACCUGUUGAGAGGCAGACUUCACUCAACUCUGCACCAAAAUGGCAAGAAAAGCCCCCAUGAUACAACAAAUUAAUUCAUAGAUGUUUAUUAAUUCUCACCCUGUUUGCCAAUAAUUCUUUGACUUAUAAGAUUGUCAUUUCUUAUGUAUAUUCAAGUGAAAAAUUCUUAGUUUAACUUACAAGUUAAGAAACAGAGUUAUUGUCCCUCUUAAAGAUGAGUAUUCAAGUUAAACAUUCAUUGCUACGAAAAUUGUUGUAGAUUUUAAAACUGGUUAUUUUUGUUUGGAAAAGCAUCUGUAUGAUUUAUAUUACUGAUAUGCUGCUGAGCAGAGCCAGGAACACAAAAAGGAAAAUUUGCAGUCCAAUCUUUUUUUUUCCAAGAAAAGAAUAGACUGUCAUGUUCAACUAGGGAUUUAGAAAGCCACUUAUAAGCUUUUCUCAUAAUCUUCAUAAAAAGAUUUCAUUUGACUAUUACAGUUAGAUCAGGCUCUUGUUGGCUCUUGCUUUAGUAAUUUACAUCCCAGAGUUAACUAUCUUUUACAAUUCAAUCAGAUUGCCUACUUCUUUACUUAUCUUGAACCUUUUUACCCAGAGUCAUGCAAGGUUCCCUGAUCUCCAGUUUGUGUGACUCUUAGCAAAAACACUGUGGAAUACUCGUCUUGCCAGUGUGUGAAGAAGAGGUUUUACUUUUAUACAAAUACUCACGACAUUGGCAAAAGUCCUUAGGAAAUAUAUGUUUUUUGGAGCAUCUGCUGUCCAGGUUUUAUCAACUUGGAAAGGAUUUUUUCCCCCUUUGUGUAAAAUAGCUUUAUCAGAGUAAAAAAAACAUGUCAGAUUAGGGCUUGUUAAAUUGCAUGCAACUUUCCUUUUCUUGAGCAUAGUGAUAUAUGAUGAGUUAUAUGCUUUUUGCUAUAUUGAUAUAUCAGCUUAUCAUACUAGUGGAAUUAAUUUCUCUCUGCUGAACACCAAUUGGGCUAAAAGCAAGAAGGAAUACUGAGCAAGGUGACAGAAGCAGCAGACAUUUAACAGAGAAGAAAAGAUAUACACUAAUUUAUUUCCUAUGAAGUUGAAUAAUUUUGUCAAGAACUUGGUAAUAGCUUUUCUUUCCUAAUCUCCAAGCCCAUCUUUAGACUUUUUGAUAUUUGCCCAUCAUUUCUCACCAUCACCUGAAUCAUGAUAGUUCUCACUGGAGGCGUGUAAGCAUUGCAUUAGGUACUACACUUUGAUAUGUGCCAUCCCUUUCUCGUUGCCCUGCUAUGUAAAGGUGUCAAAGUAAUGAGAUGUUUCUGAGUAAGAAGCCAGCCCUGGCUGCUGAAUGCCAUGUGUUCAUUCUGCAACCUUCUGACUAUGCUGAAAUUCAGACCAUGUAAGUGGUACAGAACUUGUUCAUUAGCUUCAAGUACAGAAGUAAAAAACAAAAUGAGACUAAAGGUUUCUUUAAAAACAUAAAAAGAAUAAUUCCAUACUCUUGAUAUAGUCUUUACUGGACCUAUUGAGAUGCAUGGGACGUACCUUAUCUUUCUUGGGUUGGUCCUUCAGUUUCAGAACUGACAGCACUGGCAAGAGGCUACAAAUAAAUUAAUAGCUAACUUCACUAUUCUCAGAUUGUGGAUAAAGAAAAGGACAUUAUUUUCUAGUGCUGUUAGCAUCUUGUUUCUUACCUUUGUAGGGAAUGUAAUAUAAGAAUCAAAUAGAACCAAGCCAGUUGUUCUCUGGCUUAAAUUGUCACAAGGAAAAAGCAAGAUUUGUACUUUCCAGACAUGCACAAUUAUUUUGUAGACUACAACUGAGUCAAAAACAAAAACUCCUUAAAAGCCAGUGGUCUGUACACCUCUUUGAGUUAUUUUCUCUGAACUUGUCCUCUGAUUCUUGAUAGAUCAAAGAUAUAGAAAUAUUAUAGAUUUCUUAUUUCAUCUACUGAGGUAUGAAGAAUCUGAAAUAUCAGCUGAAUAGCACAGUCAGUGUGCAAAUGAUUCUCAAAGCAAAAAGCAACAGGACCUGUAGACCUUCUAACAUCCAAAGAAAGGAUAUCAACCAUUACUGACACAAAUUAUUAGAAAUAUAGGAGUCUUCUGGUAGCAUGGUUUCCAGUUACAUCAUGCCUUUUUCCCCACACCCUUAAUUGCUUUUUGUGACAAUGAGGUGUUUUCAAUCUCUCUCUGAAGUGCAUCUGGAGUCAACAUAGAGUUUUCAAAACUUUAUAGGACAAAUCUUCCUGCUAUUUCCUGUUUUGUGGUUUGAAUCCCUUAGUCUUAUAUGAGAGGAAUAUUGUUAGUGGGGUUUAAAUGACAGUUAUUGAGCACCUCAGCUUUACUCAUUUAAAUACCCACAAAUUCUGUUUAUUGCCUUGUAUAUUCCUCUGCUAUGAACAUUCUGUUCUCAGUAUAAUGUGCCAUUGAUGAAGCAGAAGGAAGAUAUCACAAGGAAUUCAUUUACAAUUUAGUGUAAACUUCCUCUAUUUUUUCUAAAUAUUAUCUUCAGUGUGUGAUUGCUGCUUUACUAAACUCUGAGUUUCGUAUAUGUCACCUAUCUAUACCUGUUUUGUCGUUUGUUUCCUGGUAGAAAGAACUAAAAUCGUAGUUGUGUUAUUUGACUAUAACAUUAGAAAGUCUGCCACUGCAGAGGGGUGAUAUAUUUUAUAACUACUCUGAACUGCAUGCCACAUAUGCAUGUUUGUGAUUGACAUGGAAUAGAACUGACCAGAUGUGCUUUGGCUUUCUGACAGAGACUAUUACAUAGUUCUGUUAGCAGGUCUCUGUUAGCAAUGGCAUUUGCUUCAGUUGUCAUCACUGAGCCAUUACUCCUGUUUAGUACUUAAAUAGACUUUGAAAUCUAUGAUGAUAAACUCUGCGCUUUUUCCCCAUAUUUCAUUUCCUCCGUUUCUUUUCUUCAAUGUAGACUAGCAUCUAAGUUGGGUGGAGCUCAGAAGUGUUAUCUUGUAAAGUUUAUCUGUUCAAUGAAGUGACUCUUUCUUCUAAAUACAUUAAAAAUACUUUGUUCCCAGAAACAUUUGGUAAAAAGGGAAAAAAAAGCUGACAUGUUUUUAACAAGAAUAGGACUUUAUGUGUAAAACUGAUUUCUCUGGGAAAAUGGGAUUUUGAAUUGAGCAAAAAUUGCUCAGCUCUCUUUUCAAACUAUUGUCAAACUAUUUCAGUUCUCCAACAAGCUCCUGAAAGAUCAGUUUAGGCUUUCUUUAAUUUAGAAAGAAACAAAAAUAUAAUUUUGGCUUUCUAUAGCAGGGGGAAGUAGGGCACCACUGAAAUAAACGAGUAUUUUUAUUUGUCUAUAGAGAGAUAUUUGGCAGUGUAGAGACAGUGUUCCCUAUUUCAUAAGACUUCAAUUAAGAAGUUCCUUUUGACAAUGAAGAAAAGUGUUAAAAGCAAAGAAAAUUAAAUUUGUUUUCUUCCAGGAAUUUAUUUUUGUAGUAUGUUCUUUUUAUUUUAAUCUUACCUUUUGCCAAAAUGGCAUGUUCAAUUUGAAUUAUAAUGAGACAAGUUAAUCCAAGGUUGAUGUGAGAGACUUAGCACAGAAGAGAAAUCACCCUUUCUGUUGAGGAGAGAAAGUGGCUUUUCAGUGAAGCUUGCUUCUUUUAAAGCUACAUUUAUUUCUGUUUCUGCAGAAAUCAAUUCUGCAUGUUUAUCCUCACAGCAACUCCUGCUAGAGUUCAGUGUUCAUCAGUAAUGCUGGAAAAUUAAAAUGCAGUUAAUGUAUCUUCUCCUUAACUCUUUUUUAAUUAUUAUAAAAAUACAUUAGAGAAUUUUGUGUGUAGUAUCUGUCCCAGGGAGGCUCCCGUAAGAGGAAGAAAGGAAAAGGUCAUGUUAUCAGUAAUUCCAGUUCUGUAUGUAAAUGAAACAGAUUUUUCUAGGGUUACUCAGAUAAUCAGAUGUGAAGUUUUAAUAUCCCCCUGAUUGUUUAACAAUAUCGCACAUACCCAAAGUCAAUGAAGAUAGCAGAAGGUUGAGUUAAUGAAGUUUAUUAUUGCAUUAUUAAAGAGAAAUACUAAUUCUGCUUGGCCAGAAGGUAUAUUAUGCCCACCCAAGAAUGUUCAAUGCAGGAUCAGAGAUUACAUGGCACUUUUUAGAUUUUCUGACGAAUUGAAAUAUUGCACAUUAUUUUCCUUUAAAAGAGUAUUAGUUCUCCUUAUAUAAUUUUGUAAGAUGUUCAAACACUAUAGAGAUGAGCUAGGAGUAAAUGUUUAAGUAGAUACUUUGGUGAUAGUUGCAGUAUAGGUAAAUAUCAAAGCCAGUAAGAGUAAGGCUUGUAUGCAUGUGUAAAGUCAUAUUAGCUGCUACAAUGCUAAGCAUAUUUCAGAAAUAAUUUACAGGUCCUGGAGGGUUCCUGGAAGCCUGAUUAAAAUAAUCUUCUAUUUGUAUAGCUAUUAAUGUUUGUCUAGACUGGAGUGUUUGGUCACAUUAUAACUCAGUUAAUUGCGUAUUAAUUUAAAUAAUACAAUUGUGAAUGCUAAUCUAAAGGCUCUACAAACCUUUGUUCCAGGAUACGCUGGUGAAUCAGGACAUGGAAGAGACAUUUGGAUCCCGGAACAAACAUUUGUGGUGUGUCUAAUUAAACAUUAGCUUGUGUUAAUUUGACCAAACUACUAAUCAGUUAGCUUGAGGUAAAACAGACAUUUUUCACUGGGGUCUAAACUCCUGUAGUUUAGCUUUUAUUUCCAUGGGAUAAGAGCCUGCACACAUGCAGUUACCAUGGAGCAGCUGAUAGGCAGCAAAUCACCACCCAGUUUUACCUUAUGUAACUAGUUGAUGUGUACAUGCACUACACAAGAGACUAAUACCUGUGCAAAUGAGUAUAAAAUGCACUAAAUUUAUUUUCACACAACACAUGAGCAACUAACUAAGCAACAUUGAGACAAUAAAGCCAAGGGCACUUUAAUGUUUUGUCCAAUUGAUAGGAACUGGCAAUUUGGCUGUGUUACAUAGAAAAUAGAGUACUUUGUAGCUCUAUCUUCAAGACAGUAGUAUGGACAACAGAAAGUAAAAAUCCCACAUGAGCCUUUUUAGGCUGUGACCCACAUUCUCCAUAUAAGGGUGAGUUUUGGUAAGGGCACUUUGGAAGUGCAUAUAUGUCACACUGGCUACCUCUGUCCUCUCUGUUUUUGUGGCUACCAUUUGGAAAAAUACAAGACUUCAUUUGAAUGCUUUGAUACAUGUAGGAUCUGUGCCUAUAUCUCAGGACAGAUUUGGGCCAUUUGUUAUACAUUUAAAAGCUUACUGAAAUAUUGUAACUUAUGAAAUCACAUUGUCAUUCAUAUUAGACAGAGAAUCCAAAAGAAUGACUGUGACAUGUAGGAGUCUUAUGUGGGAAACUGAAAAGUCCUCCCAUUUCCCAAUAGAAUGACUACAAUUUACAACUAAUGGCAGUUCAGUUACACACCAUGCAGGAGUUAGUUACUUUCAGUAAAUGAAUAACCAACCUUACUCUGAGAGUAAUGAUACCCUACUGACGUUCAUCGUUAUUACCCAGUCAGACAUCAGAGAAUUAUCUCUUUUCCCUCCACCCCCAGUCUAAUAGAAUGAUGGAUUAUAUUUUUUCUCAGAACAUUGAAAUGCAUCUGUUAUAGAAGUGCUAUGGAAAUUGCAGUUCAGAUUAUAUCAAGUAAAAAUAUUUGUGGUUGGUAACUACUAUCUUCAGAGAAGGCAAAAAGAGGGCCCCCAUCUGCUAUUACAGGCCCUGGGAUUUAGUCAAGGAGGAAGAGCUGCCUGUGAAACUGCAUUGUUGGUGCAAUAUAAAAACAGCUUCGCUCUCAGCAGUUCUGCUAGAUCUGUUUCUGUACUGUUACCUCAGCCCAUCCAACUCUGUGUGCCAUCUUUGUUAGCCAGACCUCACUUCAGCAGAAUGUAAGUGGCUUCUUCAGAGUUUUCAUUGUUGUCCAAUGAGUCAUGAAAGCUGGCAGACACAUCAACAAAAGUGUCUGUUUUAAGGGAUCUGAAAGACUGAGAAAGUUGACUUAACUACCCCUUUCAAGCAAAAUACUGUUUAUCCAGAAGUCAGAUGUCUUCUGCAACUUGUGGAUAAGCAGGGUUGUACAGUCCUCAUUAUUCAGACCAGUGCCUGCACCUUUGCAACCAUGUGCCAUGUGAUCUAACUUGGUAACAAUGUUUCAUUUUCUCCUUAUACAAAUGGUAGUGAACCUGCAUACCUAGAAGAAAAGAAUUCAUUUUGCAUGAUCACAAGUUUUAGAUUAUACAGUUACCUACUGAGUUAAAAUGACCAUGUGAGCAAUCAGUGAUAAAUACUACGUAUUAUAUUUCUUUAUGUAUACAGAUAGGUGAUGCAAAGAGGUUUCCUAUUAUUAAAUAUUCUCCUUUAAUGAAAACAUUUUGAUUGUGCCCUUGAAGUACCAUCUGCCACAGAUCUUGUCUGGUAUCUUCUUCGUCUGUCUCUUGUUUCUUGCUUAAUUCAGUCACUGGUAGACAAUGACAUUUUUCAUGGGAAGAUCUCAUAGAAAUUUGACAGACUGAGAAACUAUACCUUCAGAGCAAUUGCUAAUGAGCUCAUUGCAAAGCAGCUGAAGCAGGUUUCUUCUGUUUUAUACUUUUCAGGACUGUAUAGUGCAGGAGGAAAAUAGGGGUGUUGCCUAAGACACAUAGGAGUAUUAUAAAAAAUGGGAAGAGAUUCAUCCUAGGGUGCAAAGGGAAUUUAUAAUGACACAAUUAAAGCUAGAUGCUUGCAGGGAAGUCCAAAAUACCAUGACCUGAUGUGGAGGACUGAUAAGAUUCUGCUUUGACAUUUGUGUUCGUCCACCUCUGAUAUUUUUGUAGCAAAGUUGUUCAGAUCUCCUAGUUUGGGCAUGUUGUACAAACACAAUGUACUUUAUUGGUGGCUUUAGGAGGUAAACAUUUUGAAAGAAUGUUUAAAGAGAUCAUUAACAAGUUCACUGGACUCCGUAUGUUCAGAGGAUAGCUGUGUACUUUUAGCAGUGUGGCAUUUGGUAAAAGCCUGGACUGUAGUUGCAAACAUGCAGGCAUAUAAUAUGUGGCAUAAAAAGUGUGUCUGUCACUUCUGUUUGCCUCACAUGGUGCAAUUCAUCCACCUCUAUCUUGAUUCAUUGCUCGUGUUGUUUUUCCUCUUCCCUCCACUUAAACAUUAUGCUGCUUUAGCUGCAGCCUUCCCUAGCAUUAUUCUUUACAUGUUCUUCUGAAAGUUGAUGAAUUAGAGAAGUGCUGUUCACAUCUCUGCUAAGUACCUGAGUAAAGCGUGCCAAUUCCAGUUGUUUACUUCCGAGCUUCUAUGAUGAGUCAGAAAGCUGAGAAUUGUUAGUCUACAAUAUCCAAACUAAUCUGCCCAGCCACUGGGGAAGCACUAACCCUUCUGAAAACUGUGUUUUCAUAAUCUGCUAUGGCUCUGAUCCAGCACCCUUGAAGUCUGAAACAGAGUCACCAUCAAUAGGGGCAGGAUCAGAAUCUGUUUGGAAAUCUUUAGCUUAAAAGUUAAGCACCCACAUCAGCUUUUCUUCACUUUUGAAACACAGCAGAUGCCAUGAACAGUGAAUUUAUCUGUUGCAUGUGAAUGCUGUUUGUCUGAUGAGCUGCAAAGGCGACAGUGAAUCUUAAAAGAAUUCACUGAUGUGUCUUUCCAGAGCAACAUACACUGAGAAGAUAAUUUAGUUAUCUCUAGAUUCAAGCAUCAGGUUAACAGCUUAGUUUGUUUUUGAGAAAUAUAACUUUCUCUUAGGACCCAGCGUCUAGUCAUUAGUAAACUAAGAUUCUAGAGGCAUGAAGUUCUUAUCAUAUUUUUUCUCACUCUUUUACUGAGUUUCAUUAUUAUCAUUUUAAAUAAUUGGGUUUUCUUUCUGGAAUGACUGUUAAUGCCAUUGUUUCAAAGCUCAUAAAAGAAACAUUAGAGCCAGGCUCAAUGUGUAUAGGAUCUGUUAUGAACUUCUCCACUCAUCUCUGUCAGUGCUGUUCUUUCCUGACUUAGAGUAAACUCAUAAUACCUGGUCCUGUUCUUUCCCACAGCAGCAGUUGCCAGUUGUACCCUGUGAGGGUGAUUUUUGUGCAUUGCUGCUCCGUGCCACCUUUUCUCUUUACCGGGUUUCAUGGUCCUAUGCUUCCAUAGCUUGAUUCUAAACUACCUCAGACCUUAUUGUGAGAGAGAUCAGCUGAAGUUCAAGUCAGUGCUAUAGGAUGGAGCCCUUGGGGGCUCUUAAAAUGCCCGUGGAUAUGUAGAUAAACCAGCCUGCCAUAUAGUGACUUCAUUUUCAGGAAUGCUCCUCCAGAGAGAGGUACUGAUUGGGAUGAGUUCACAGGCAGGCCCACUCAGGCUUAUACUUGUCCCUCAUUCUAUGAAAACCUUCAAAAGAGCAUGACUUCUGACAGUGCCACAUGGCAAAUAAAACACUUACCUUAUCCAAUCUCCUCCAUGUGUUUGAAGGAGCAUGACAUUGUUUGCACUGGACUACUGUAGCCUCUCUUUAACUGUGACAACCUCUAUAAAAAAUGCUUUGUCGGUCCACAACGCCUGGCUGUUGAAAGAAGUCGUGCAGUUGUUGUGAACUGUGCUUAUCCUGUAGGAAUACUUCCACCCACAGCAUGCUCUUACGACCUUGGUGACAUUUUUAUACUGCAAUGUAUUUGCAUUUCUAACCAUUUUGCCUAAUUAAGUUUUAAGUAGAACCCCAGUCCCAGAUUGUGCUGCAGUUAUGCAAUCAAUAACUUGGGAACUGUCUGGUCUUCUAAGUUAUGCAUUGGUCAAGCCAGUAAACCUCUUUAGUACUGAAUCCCUGCUGCUUUUGGAACUUAACCAACUGGUAUGUAUAAAGCAAUUAAUUUGUAACAUGAAAUUUUCUAUGACCAUUUAGAAAAGGAGAUAUCACAGUUAUGCCGUAAGUUUUAUCUCCAAGAAAAUGUGCGAGUUUGUAGUGAAAGACCAUAGAAUUGUAAUACUGGCAUGAGACAAUCAAAGCAUGCCUAAGUAUUUGAUUAACAGCUUGUCUUAAAAGCUGUCAAUUUUGGAGAGUGGGGGAGAGUAUCCCUGGAUUUUUUUUCAAGCAUAUCAGACAGGGAGACUGCUGAAUCCACCUUCAGCUACCCAAAUUAAUGCAGGACCAGACAAUGCUCAAAGCACAUGUUAAAAGUAAAACUGCUAUGCUUUGUAUUUAUUUUUAGGGGUGUUUUUUCCUUUAAAGUAUGUAGCUUAUGCAGGAAAAAAUAUAGAUAUAUAUUUAAAAUGUUGAAAACUAGAAGUGCACCUUUACAAGAAUAAUGUAGGUGUGAUUUGAGGAAUAAAGUGAUCUUU
This is a messenger RNA of Alligator sinensis (Chinese alligator), 13804 nucleotides long. It is a transcript of the gene BTBD9, whose product is annotated as BTB domain containing 9. NCBI's taxonomy places the organism in Eukaryota, Metazoa, Chordata, Crocodylia, Alligatoridae. The record is from RefSeq and is a predicted model, not a curated record. The transcript is spliced from 13 exons. Gene Ontology annotation, molecular function: protein binding. The coding region runs from base 1937 to 3952 and encodes 671 amino acids. Gene Ontology annotation, biological process: circadian behavior; modulation of chemical synaptic transmission; adult locomotory behavior.